Messenger RNA from Striga hermonthica, 1050 nucleotides. The record is from the annotation of a GenBank genome assembly. Lineage: Eukaryota; Viridiplantae; Streptophyta; Magnoliopsida; Lamiales; Orobanchaceae.
AUGGAAGAAGACAUGAUAGAAGAGAUUUUGGUGAAAUUUCCGGUGAAAACAUUGAUGCGUAUGAAGUGCGUUUGCAAGUCUUGGUGUAGUUUAAUCGCGAGUCGACGUUUCGCCGAAAAGCAUCUCAACCACCACUCUGCAAACAAAUCCAAUGAACAAAUUUUGAUUUUUCGUACUCUGGAAAAGGACAUUGUUUCCCUUCAUUCCCCCGAAUCACUAAACUUUGUUGCGCCACCUCUACCAAUUGCGAAAAAGACCAUGGUAGUCGGGCUUAUUUCUACACCUUGCAAUGGGUUGAUUUGUUACCAAUCCGCAAACAACGAGAUUAUGUUGUGCAACCCUUCGACUCGAGAGUUUAAGCUACUCCCUCCGAGCCAUUUCCCUCAACUCUAUGGAUACAAAUAUAGAGAUCAUGCAAUCGGAUUCGGAAUCCACAACAAUGACUACAAGGUUAUUUCAAUUGCAUAUUACCUUCCUGAAGGCCAUGUCAGCAACCAAGACAGAUUAUUCAAAGCUCGAAUUUACAGCACGGUUUCCAACACUUGGAGAAGCACCUCCCACGACCCCACACCAGUAUAUAUUAAAGGCAUUGUGCCCACGGUCAAUGGGCGUUGCCAUUGGAUCUCGUACCAUCCCGAAAAACCAACAAAACUGUUCAUACUUUCUUUCGACAUGCACGACGAGAUGUUUCUUUCUAUGGAGCUUCCUAGUGUAGUCAAGUUUCCAACCGAUGAAAAUCUUCUUCAAGUUUCGGAUGGAUCUCUUGCAGUGUACAUCGGUUGUGGCGUAGCCGUUGAUAUAUGGGUGAUGCAAGAAUAUGGGGUGGUCGAAUCGUGGACAAAGAAAUUCACGUUUCAAUAUACGUUGUAUUCACGUGGGGAUCCCCUACUCUUGUGGAAGAAUGAGAUCCUUCUUAUGCCGAGCAUUGGGAAGGAUCUCAAAGUGCGGUUGGCGUGGUCGUAUGGGGACCAAAGGUUUGAAAUAGAUGGCAGUUGUUGUUGGAGAUUCCGAGCCAUGCAUUACGAGGAAAGUUUAAUAUCCCUAAAGUGA